Dovyalis caffra is the source of this 1449-nucleotide messenger RNA. NCBI's taxonomy places the organism in Eukaryota, Viridiplantae, Streptophyta, Magnoliopsida, Malpighiales, Salicaceae. The record is from the annotation of a GenBank genome assembly.
AUGGAUGAAUCAAAACUCCAAGAAAAUGAUCAUGAUGAUGUGCCAAUCCAUGAUAGGAAUGAAUUUUUUGAAUUUGAUGGCAAGACUUAUGUGGACUCAUUGAGUCUUUGCGAUGCGCUGAAAUGUUGCCUGCUGAAAUUUGCUAUAAAUGGAGCUGACAAGGUGUUCUUAGAUCGAAAGUUCUCGAAACGAAAUUUGUUUGGCAUUGGCUUUGGGCAACGCGUGUCAUCACGUGCUCUUCAACGGAGUUUUUCAGGUGAAAGAGGGAAGGAUUGGGGCUCUGGUUCAAAAGGUUGUUAUGUUUAUGGAGAAUGUGCUUUUGAACAGAAGAGAGGUAAAACUAGUGGUGCCUUGCAACAGAAGGAAAUGGUUGGUGCUAAAAUGGGCAGUGACGUGCUGGAACCAAUCAAAGAUGGGUUUGGUGUUACUAAUGAGUGGAACAAAGAGUAUGUUGAUGUCUCUGAAGUGGUUAAUUCUCCUUCAGGAAACUACUCUGAAUUUCCUUUCAACUUUCUUGCUUUCUUUGCAGUAGUAUUGAUGAAGUUCAUGGGUUUUCAGUUCAAUCUUUUGGUUAGCUUUUUCACAUUUCCAAUAUGGUUAUCUUACUUUUCGUUCUUGGUCGUGAUGUUUCCAUUCCAAACUCUAAGACAUGCUAGAGGGUAUUUCAUGAAGAAGCUGUUUAGAUGGUGGGGCAUUUCUAGCAGGAAUGUCAGUCAGAAAGCGCAGCAAUCGAUAGGAAAUAUUGCAAUGAGGUUUGGCUGCGGAUUCUUCUGGUCAACCUAUGUCUUUCUCAUGCUUCUAGGAUUGCUAGCAUCAGGAUUUGUAUUUGGGGGUAUAGUGAUGAUGAACCUGGUUGAGAAGCCUGUUCAGACAACGGAAACCCUGAAUUUCGAUUACACAAAGACUAAUCCUGUAGCAUUCGUGCCUAUAAUGCGUCUCUCUGGUGUUGGUGAUAUUUCUAGCCUAGUAGCUAAAGACAAUGUAGAAGCUGGGAAGCUAAUCGGGGCUCGCUUUGUUCCUCAUAAUCACAAGUUGCAGCUCACACUUGCCUUUGUGAUGCCCGAGUCCGAGUACAAUCGAAAACUUGGCGUAUUUCAGGUGAGGGUUGAGUUCCUGUCAGCAAGAGGUGAAGUCACUGCAAGUUUAAGACAGCCAUGCAUAAUGCGGUUCAAAAGCCAACCCAUCCGCGUUGUUGAAACCAUCAUUAAGAGUGCUCCUAUCAUAGCUGGUUUUGUAUCAGAAGCCCAGAUUCUGAAUAUAAAAAUGGAUGAAUUCACUGAAGGACUUGAGCCAACAGCCUACUUGAAGGUGAUGUUAGAACAGCGAGCAGAAUACAAAGCCGGGGCUGGCAUCCCAGAAGUUUACGCAGCAUCACUGUCACUGGAAUCAGAGCUCCCUCAAUUGAGAAGGCUUAUCUGGCUUUGGAAGAGAACUAUUUUUAUGGAAUAA